ACAUAAUUGCUUUCGGAUCCUGUUUAGUUUCCUAAGAUUUCUUGAUCACACAAACAUAAAUCUGGUCCAGGAAGCUGCACUGGCUAGAUGCCUUCAUGAAACACUAACAGGAUUUCAAAAGAAAUUUGUUUCUUCGGAAAGAGAAAGAUGUGUCCAUGAAGCCUUUGUGAGAAGACAAAAAACACUUAAGUGAUUCAAAACUGCUCAUGGUCUGUAGGUAAAAAGGCAUAUGUAUACCAAAUGUUGAAGCCAUCAUACUUCUUCUAUUCACACCCCUAAACCGCGUAGAAGUUCACCAGGAGGUGAGGACGCCAACAGCAGUGGAGAAACAUCUCUCUUUCCUCUCAGCGUGCACACAUCACGGCGGCUGCCGCCCGGCAGCCUCCUCAGCCUGGCGGCGGGAAGCACAGAGGCAAGGCUCAGUAUGUGCUGGCCAAGCGAGCUCGGCGCUGCGAAUCUGGCGGGCCCGGUCAGCCAGAGCCCAGGCUAUGGGGCAUCCUCAUCACCUGCAACAUGAACCAGCGCAAGUGUGUGGAGGAGGCCUACACCCUGCUCAACGAAUAUGGCGACAUGUACGGGCCAGAAAAGUUUACAGACAAGGAUCAGCAGCCCUUUGGAAGUGAGGGAGAUGAUGAUGAUGUGGAGGCUGCCUUGAAGAAAGAAGUUGGUGACAUUAAGGCAUUCACAGAGAUGAGCCUAAGAGGAUUCCAGUCAGUGGAAAGUGGAGCAAAUAACGUCGUCUUCAUCAGGACACUUGGGAUGGAACUUGAGAAACUGGCGCAUCAUAUUCUCCAGGAUGUGUACAAAACCAAGAAGACUCGAGUUAUUCUAUGAAUGUUAUGCAUCUCAGGCACAUGCAAGGCUUUUUUAGAAGAUAUGAAAAAAUAUACAGAAACAUUUUUGGAACCCUGGUUUAAAGCUCCAAACAAAGGCACAUUUCAGAUUGUGUAUAAAUCUUGAAAUAGCAGUCAUGAGAGGUGAAGCCAGCUGGACUUCCUGGUGGAGUGGGGACUUGGAGAACUGUUCUGUCUUACAAGGGGAUUGUAAAAUGCACCAAUCAGCACUCUGUAAAAAUGCACCAAUCAGUGCUCUGUAGCUAGCAAGAGGUUUGUAAAAUGGACCCAUCAGAGCUCUGUAAAAUGGGCCAAUCAGCGCUCUGUAAAAUGGACCAAUCAACAGGAUUCUAAAAGUAACCAAUCGCGGGGAGGAUUGAGAAAAGGGCAUUCUGAUAGGACAGAAAUAGGACAUGGGAAGGGACAAAUAAGAGAAUAAAAGCUGGCCACCCCAGCCAGCAGCUGCAACCCGCUCAGUCCCCUUACAUGGCUGUGGAAGCUUUGUUCUUUCGCUCUUCACAAUAAAUCUUGCCGCUGCUCACUCUUUGGGUCUGUGCCACC
Messenger RNA from Symphalangus syndactylus (siamang), 1394 nucleotides. Its product is annotated as THUMP domain-containing protein 1-like. NCBI's taxonomy places the organism in Eukaryota, Metazoa, Chordata, Mammalia, Primates, Hylobatidae. Gene Ontology annotation, molecular function: RNA binding. The record is from RefSeq and is a predicted model, not a curated record. Gene Ontology annotation, biological process: tRNA modification.